Molecule: messenger RNA, 3552 nt
Organism: Ascochyta rabiei
Lineage: Eukaryota; Fungi; Ascomycota; Dothideomycetes; Pleosporales; Didymellaceae
Product: DNA-directed DNA polymerase
Exons: 2
Coding region: 1-3552 (1183 amino acids)
Biological process (GO): mitochondrial DNA replication
Cellular component (GO): mitochondrion; gamma DNA polymerase complex
Molecular function (GO): DNA-directed DNA polymerase activity; 3'-5' exonuclease activity; DNA binding
Source: RefSeq, a predicted model, not a curated record
AUGGCAAGCGAGACGAGAUGCACACCGCUCAGCACGCCAGGCGCAAGGCAACACCGUCCUGACGCUGCCCGACCGACGAUGCGCUGCCGCUCCGGCCGAAGCCUCGCGAGGGCUCGACGACUGCAGGCCGCCAGCCACGCGGCACCGCGGCGAUGCGCCACCACACAGCACCCGCCCACGGACGCAGGCGGCAGAGGGAGGAGGCGGAGGAGCCUGAAGCUUCCGUCCGAGGCCCGCUUCAGCGAGAUAGGGGUCCAGCACCUCUCCCGCCACGUCCACGCCCAGGUCUUCCCCGGCAAAGGCACGCAGCCACCGCGGGCGCUGGUGGCCCUCUCGCGCGACCACCUCGCCCGCCACGACCUGCUCGGCAAGAACCAAGACUCGACCCCGCCCGUGGCCUUCGACCUGCCGGCGCUGCACGGCGCCACCCUCGACGAGCACUUCCACCGCCUGGGCAUGGACGCCGCCGAGCCCUACCUGGGCAUGGCGAAGAAGCUGGCCUGGGCCAACCCCCCACCCAAGCCGCGCAGCUGGGUCCGGCGCAGCGGGUGGACCAGGUACAGCAGCGAUGGAUCCACAGAGGCCGUCGACGUGCCGCGCGAGUCCAUGCUGACCCUGGACACCGAGGUCAUGUACAAGGAGACUUCGUUCGCCUGCAUGGCCUGCGCCGUGAGCCCGACGGCCUGGUAUGCCUGGAUCUCGCCCUGGCUGCUGGCCGAGUCCGAGUCGGACCGCCAUCUGAUCCCCCUGGGCGACCCAACCGUACCGCGCAUCAUCGUAGGACACAACAUUGGCUACGACCGCGCCCGAGUCGCGGAAGAGUACGACAUCCGACAGUCCAAGAACUGCUUCAUCGACACCAUGUCCCUGCACGUGGCCUCCAACGGCAUGUGCUCGCGCCAACGGCCCUCCUGGAUGAAGCACAAGAAGAGCCGCGACCUGCGAGACAAGAUCGCCACCUCCGAGCACAACGCAGAGCUUUCCACCCUGCUCAACUCGGGCGCCAUCCCCGACGAAGAGGAGGAGCUGUGGAUGGGACGCAGCGCCGUCAACUCGCUGCGCGAUGUGGCCAAGUUCCACUGCAACAUCGCCAUCGACAAAGCACAACGCGAGUACUUUGGCCAACUCGACAGGGCCGGCAUCUGCGCAAGGCUCGACGAGCUGCUGGAUUACUGCGCUGCCGAUGUGGACAUCACCCACCGUGUCUACCAAAAGGUCUUUCCUCUGUUCAUCGAGACGUGUCCGCAUCCAGUCAGCUUCGCCGCUCUGCGCUUCAUGGCAGCCGAGAUCUUGCCUGUCAACGAGACCUGGGACGUCUACAUCCACAAUGCCGAAGCAACCUACCAGAGGCUCAACACCGCUGUGCGGGAACGCCUGGUCGCUCUCGCGGACAAGGCUCUUCAAGUCAAGGACCAACCGGAUGUGUACAACAACGACCCUUGGCUAAGCCAGCUGGACUGGUCUGGCCAGGAGAUCAAAAUGGUAAAGGGAAAGAAAAAGGGCGAUCCGCCGAGACCCGCCGCAAGACAAAAGAAGCCAGGCAUGCCGAAGUGGUACAAAGACCUGUUCGCCAAGAGCGAUGCGCCCAUGACUUUGACGAUACGGACGCGAGUGGCUCCGAUCCUGCUGAGGCUGUCGUGGGAAGGCAGCCCACUGGUCUGGUCUGACGUGUACGGAUGGACCUAUCAAGUACCCAUGGACGAGGUCUUUGCGUACAGCGAGAAAGGCAUCAGGGAACUGGACAUGAUGGAAGAAGAGAAUCUCAAGUUGCGCGACGACAGACAGCAUGUCUACUACAAGAUCCCACACAAAGACGGGCCACAGGCUCGCUGCACAAAUCCUCUCGCAAAAGGCUAUCUCCAGUAUUUCGAAAAGGGAAAACUGACGUCCGCCUACGAAUACGCCAAGGAAGCUCUGGAGAUGAACGCCUCGUGCUCGUAUUGGAUCAGCGCAAGAGACAGAAUCAUGUCGCAGAUGGCUGUCUACAGCAACGAAGUACCCAACACACCGAAGCUCACAUCGUCAUCCGGCAAGGGGAAAGGGCACAGAGUCGGCUUCAUCCUACCUCAACUCAUCCCCAUGGGCACCAUCACACGGAGAGCGGUCGAAAAUACUUGGCUCACUGCCAGCAACGCCAAGAAGAACCGCGUAGGCUCGGAGCUAAAGUCCAUGGUCCGCGCCCCAGAAGGCUACUGUUUCGUCGGCGCCGAUGUCGACUCGGAAGAACUCUGGAUUGCCAGUCUGGUCGGCGAUGCCACUUUCCAGCUCCACGGCGGCAACGCUGUUGGCUUCAUGACGCUCGAAGGCACCAAGGCUGCUGGCACAGAUCUGCACUCGCGCACCGCCGGCAUCCUCGGCAUAUCCCGCAAUGACGCCAAGGUCUUCAACUACGGCCGCAUCUACGGUGCUGGGCUGAAGUUCGCAGCGACCCUGCUCCGCCAGUUCAACCCCGGGCUCACCGACGCGCAGACGAGCAACACAGCAAACGACCUUUACCAGAACACCAAGGGCAAGAAGACAACAAGAAAGCAGCUGCAUGAGCGGCCCUUCUGGAGAGGCGGGACAGAGAGUUUUGUGUUCAACAAGCUCGAGGACUUUGCUGAGCAAGAACGACCCCGUACCCCCGUUCUCGGCGCUGCCAUCACCGAAGCACUGCAGCGCCGAUACCUCACCAAAGGCGGCUUCAUGACGAGCCGCAUCAACUGGGCAAUCCAGUCCAGUGGCGUUGAUUACCUGCACUUGCUCAUCAUCGGCAUGGAGUAUCUCGCGCGACGCUACAACAUCGACGCCCGUCUCGCCAUCACAGUGCACGACGAGAUCCGCUAUCUGGUCAAGGAGAAGGACAAGUACCGCGCAGCCUUGGCCAUGCAGGUCGCUAACGUCUGGACGCGCGCCAUGUUCGCGCAGCAGAUGGGAAUCAACGAGCUCCCACAGUCGUGUGCGUACUUCUCCGCCAUAGACAUCGACCACGUUCUGCGAAAAGAAGUGGACAUGGACUGUAUCACCCCCUCGCACAGUACGCCGAUCCCCCACGGCGAAAGUCUCGACAUCAUGGCUCUACUCGACAAAGGUGCCGACGCGAAGCUCGACCCGAAGAUCGUCCCCACGGACCCUCCUCAGCCAGAAUUGUACCCAUACACGCCCCGCAUUCCCGUCAUGGCGGCUCUCGGUGGCGCCAACCCCACAAGCCCGGAAAAUCUGGCGUACCUGAAAGCCCAAAUCUCAUCAGACGACAAAGAGCUCCGGGAUGUGCUGAAGCUCGUGCGCCCUUCGUCAUCACAUACGCGCAAAUCGCACUCCCACACAGAAGACAAGGGCCUCGACGCCGCCAACGACGACGAAGAGACUGCGCAGAGCGUCCAGCACUACCAGCAGAUGGCGCAGCUCCUCCCUGUCGACGACCUGUGGCGCGAGGUCUACAAGAAAGCAGACAAGGCUGGCAAGGGCGGGAAGGCGCCCAGGAAGGGCGCUGCAGGGAGCGGGCCCGGGCUGUAUGGGCAGUGGAAUGUACAUCCACGCAGCACAGAGCCAAAGGUGCGUGCUGCAGAGUAA